AUGGGAAAGGAUAGGACGCGUAAGGGAAGCAAUGCCAGUAACGUAGCAGCGCAACUUUCAGAAGUGGAUGCAGCAGCUGAGCAGCGGCUGACCAGGUGCCAUGCCCUGGCGGUGGACGAAGUGGCCGACCUCCUCGAGACGUCGCCCGUCAGUGGACUGAGCCCAGCCGAGGCAGCACGGCGCCUGGACGUCUACGGUCCCAACCAGCUGCGCAAGUCGGAGGGCGUCAAGUUCUACAUGCUCGUCGUGCGCCACCUGUUCAACUUCAUGUCGUUUGUGCUCUUUGCGGCCUUCGUCAUGGCCUGUGUGACGCAGCAGUGGAUCGACGCUGGUGUUGUGGCCUUCCUCAUCUUCAUCAACACCAUCAUCGGCGUGUCGCAAGAGUACAAGUCGGAGAAGACGAUGGAGGCGCUGAAGAAGAUGGCGUCGCCCACGUCGUUGGUCAUUCGCGGCCGGGCCGACAACGCCGUCGAGAUCUCGUCGAGCGAGAUCGUGCCGGGCGACCUGGUCCUCCUCAGCCAGGGCGACCGCAUUCCCGCCGAUCUGAGACUGGUAGAAGUGGUGGAGCUCGAGUGCGACGAGGCGCUGCUGACGGGCGAGAGCAUUCCUGUGGAGAAGACCAUCGCCGCGCUGGUGCCCAAGGACAUCGAGAGCUCGGCCAAGACCGGCCAGACCAACGACGACGACACCUACAAGCCGGAAGCGCCCGACGUGCCGCUCGGCGACCGCACCAACGUCGCCUUCAUGAGCAGCACCGUAUCCAAGGUCUGUUCGCUUGUCUACGCCGGACGCGGCAAGGGCAUUGUGGUGCACACGGGCCAGCGUACAGAGUUGGGGAAGAUCGCUGACUCGAUCGCCUCUCAGUCCAAGGACAAGACCAAGCUCGAGAAACGCAUGAACUGGCUGGGCAUCACCCUGGCCAUCGUGGCCUUGAUCGCCGUUGGAUGUGUGCUCAUGGGCCUCUGGGGCUGGGAAACUCUCGACACCUACCCUGAUGGCCUCCAGGUGGCGGUGGCAACCGCGGUGGCCAUCAUCCCCGAGGCCCUCCUCCCGGUCAUUACCCUCUGCUUGACCCUCGGUGUGCGGAGGAUGGCGCUGAAGAAGGCGCUGGUGCGCAAGUUGGGCUCGCUGGAGCAGCUCGGCAAUGUGUCGGACAUCUGCUCGGACAAGACAGGCACCCUCACCCAGGGCAAGAUGGUGGCCACCGACAUGUGGCUACCCGCCCACACCUCCCAUUACUUUUCCAUCACGGGCAAGGGAUUCGACCCCACGGAGGGAUACAUCGUCCGCAAGGACCGCAGGUUCGAGGACGAAGACGAACUGGACGAGUCGCCUGACCUCGACGAGACCGGCGACAAGGCGAGUACUCACGAACGUUCGCCGAGCGUAGAUGACGUCGAGAUGCAGCAGAUCACCGCAUAUGAUGGUGGUCGGCCCGUGCUGGAGUUCGACCAAUCGAUUCGCAUGGCGCUGCUGGUGUCGGCGCUCUGCAAUAACUCUGGCAUUACGCAGAAGGAACACGACAAGGACGACGAGUCUGCCGAAUCAAGCGAACGCAAGAAGCGCAGAAAGUGGCUGUGUUGGAACCGCGAGACGAAGGAGAACGAAGAGGAGGCGGGCAUGCUCACUCACGAAGAGAAUGUGGAGUGGGUGCCUGUGGGCUCGCCCACCGAAGUUGCGCUCUACGUCAUGGCCCGGAAGCUCGGAGUGGAGCGUAGCAACGAGGAGAUGACCAGUGUGUGGGAGAAGACGGCCGAGUAUCCGUUCGACUCCACUAUCAAGCUCAUGAGCGUUGCCCUCUUCAACAAGGAGGAGGAGGAGAACUAUCUCUUCUCCAAGGGCGCACCAGAGCGGCUGCUGCCCAAGUGCACUCGCAUCCUUACGGCCGACGGGGAAGUCGAAUUUGACGAUGAGCGCGAGGACGAGAUCAAGGAGAUGAACGAGCUGAUGGCUGACGACGGCUUGCGUGUGCUGGCCUUGGCCUAUAAUCGCCUCCCCGACACUUUCGCGCCAGGUGUGAAGAGGGACAAGGUGGAGGAAGAUCUGGUGUUCGUGGGCCUGGUGGGCAUCAAAGAUCCGCCGCGAGACGGCGUCAUUGAGUCCAUCGAGAUUUGCGAGCGGGCCGGCAUCGCGGUGGCGACUGAUGCUGUAAUGACCUCCACGCAGUUCGACCAACUGACCAUGGACGAGUUGGUACAGGCCUUCGGCCCUUACACACAUGUGAGUAUUCGCUACCCGGAGAGCAAGGUCAAGAUGGUGCAGGCCCUGCACGACCGCAACAAGAUCGUGGCCAUGACAGGAGACGGGGUGAACGAUUCGCCCGCAAUCUCGGCGGCCGAUGUGGGCAUCUCAAUGGGCAUCAGCGGUAGCGAUGUGACCAAGGAGGCUUCGGACAUUAUCCUCACCGACGACGACUUCUCCACGGAUGGGCCACUGACGAUCGUACCUAGGGCGAUCGAAGAGGGAAGGCGCAUCUUCGCCAACAUCAGGCGCUUCAUUGUGCACCUCAUGGCGGGCAACGUGGCCGAGGGCAUCAUCCUCGUGCUGGGCAUCUGCGUGGGCCUCGAUCCUCCGCUCAACCCGCUUCAGAUCCUGUGGAUUAACCUGAUCACUGGCACGCCCCCGGCCAUGGUGCUGAGUGUGCAACCGGCGUCGAGGGAUCUGAUGAACAAGAAGUCGCGGCCCGUCGAUGAAGGCCUCUUCACCAAGGGAACCUUGAUGGACAUCAUGUUCUACGGAGUGCUCAUGGGCGCGCUCUCGCUGGGCAGCUUCGUGUGCAUGGUCUACGCGUUCGAUGCCGACCUCAAGGAGGCCCAGGCCACCACCUACAUCACCCUCACCAUGCUCCUGCUCGCCCACGCCUACAACUGCAGGCGCCUGCGCCGCUCCAUGUUCGGCAAGCAGGUGUGGAAGGCCUACGGCUUCCACCUCUCCUUCCUCUUCGGCAUCGGGUCGGUGUGCUUCACGCUCUACGUACCGAAGGUGAAUGAUCUCAUCUUCCACUCGGUGGCGCCUGGACGGUGGGCGUGGGUGCUGGGCAUCGGGUCGGCGGUGGCCUUCGUCGUCCUCUCCGAGCUCUACAAGCUCAUCGUGCACCGGCUGCUGCACCACCUCCUGUGGCUUAUGCGCGGCGGCGAGGCCUACGAGGCCAGGCGCCAGGCCAAGAAGGCUGCCCGCCGGAGGCAGAGGCAGCGGGGACUACGCCGGUUCGCCCUGAAGAAGAAGAGGAGGCGGGAGCGCAGGAAGAACGGCACCAAGGACGCCGAUGACAAGAAGAAGGGAAAGAACCAGAAGCGGGAGAAGAAGAGCGAUCUCAAGUCCGAGGGCCUCGAUGAAGACAUCCGCACCGCGGCCGACGUCUUCUGA
This is a messenger RNA of Acanthamoeba castellanii str. Neff, 3366 nucleotides long. RefSeq names its product sodium Ptype ATPase. The transcript is spliced from 21 exons. Gene Ontology annotation, cellular component: plasma membrane. Gene Ontology annotation, biological process: intracellular calcium ion homeostasis; calcium ion transmembrane transport. Lineage: Eukaryota; Discosea; Longamoebia; Acanthamoebidae. The record is from RefSeq and is a predicted model, not a curated record. Gene Ontology annotation, molecular function: ATP binding; P-type calcium transporter activity; ATP hydrolysis activity. Bases 1 to 3366 code for a protein of 1121 amino acids.